This is a messenger RNA of Macrosiphum euphorbiae (potato aphid), 237 nucleotides long. NCBI's taxonomy places the organism in Eukaryota, Metazoa, Arthropoda, Insecta, Hemiptera, Aphididae. The record is from the annotation of a GenBank genome assembly.
AUGUGGGACGUGGACCGGAACGUCGCCGGUACAAAGCAGCCUAGCCGCAGAAAUGAUCCCUCGCCGGAUGUCUCGGCACAGCCGCGACUGACUAAUGUCCAAGAAGCAGGAGACAUCGUGGCCGGGGCGGAUCAGCCCACACACCGGCUCUACAGGUCGGACGCCGAGAUAAUGGGACUGGAUCUGUUCGACGAGCCGGAUGCACCGGUUUACAGACAGAUCUGGCUGCCGAAUUAG